This is a messenger RNA of Girardinichthys multiradiatus, 2604 nucleotides long. Its product is annotated as extracellular calcium-sensing receptor-like. Gene Ontology annotation, molecular function: G protein-coupled receptor activity. Bases 1 to 2604 code for a protein of 867 amino acids. Gene Ontology annotation, biological process: G protein-coupled receptor signaling pathway. Lineage: Eukaryota; Metazoa; Chordata; Actinopteri; Cyprinodontiformes; Goodeidae. The transcript is spliced from 9 exons. The record is from RefSeq and is a predicted model, not a curated record. Gene Ontology annotation, cellular component: membrane.
AUGGAGGCUUUACUUCACACAUGUUUACUCUUGGUUCUCCUUUUCAUGUCUGUGGCCUCAUCUACUGUUUUGCCUUGUAGUUUACGAAAAAGGUUUCAACUUAAUGAAAUGCACAAGUCAGGUGAUGUGGUUCUGGGUGGUCUGUUUGAGGUCCACUACACUUCUCUAUUUCCUGAGAUCACAUAUACCUCAGAGCCAGAACAACCAACCUGUGAAGGUUUUGAUACUCUAGGUUUUAGGGAUGCCAUGACCAUGGCCUUUGCUAUUGAAGAAAUCAACAAGAACCCCAAUCUGCUGCCAAAUGUGACCCUGGGAUACAGUCUUUAUGAUAACUGUGGUGCACUUGUUAUUGGAUUCAGUGGUGCCUUAUCCCUGGCCAGUGGCCGUGAAGAGUGGUUUUCACUUCAGAACUGUUCAGGGACUCCUCCAAUCCUUGGGAUUGUUGGUGAUUCCUAUUCAACAUUUUCAAUAGCUAUUGCCAAUGUGCUAGGUUUAUUCAAAAUAUCAAUGGUGAGUUACUUUGCCACAUGUUCAUGUUUGAGCGAUCGUCAGCAAUUUCCAUCCUUUUUCAGAACAAUCCCAAGUGAUGCAUUCCAGGUGAACACGGUGAUUCAAAUUCUUAAACACUUUAACUGGACGUGGGUUGGUCUUCUGGUUACCAACGAUGAUUACGGAUUCUAUGUUGCCCAGUCUUUUCAGUCGGAGCUGUUGCAGAAUGGUGGAGCUUGCCUGGCAUAUGUAGAGGUUUUGCCCUGGGAUAGCAAACCAGGUGAACAGAAGAGAAUUGUAAAUUUGAUAAAGACGUCAACAGCUCGUGUUGUCAUUGUGUUUGCCCAUGAGAUUCACACAGUUAGGCUGAUAGAAGAGGUAGUAGAACAAAAUGUCACAGGCCGACAAUGGAUUGCAAGUGAAGCUUGGGCAUCAGCAGCUGUACUUCAAACACCCCGCUUCAUCCCUUACCUCGGUGGGACACUGGGUAUCGCCAUCCGCCGAGGGGAAAUAUCGGGGUUCAGAGACUUCCUCUUACAAAUACAACUUGAUAAAAAUCACAACUACGAAACCAAUCUGGUGACACAGUUCUGGGAGCACACAUUUCAGUGUAAAUUUAAUCCGGCAGAUUUGGAAGGAGAUAAGAAAGCUGUAUGCACUGGUGAUGAAGAUAUCGAACAGGUUGAGACUGAGCUUUUGGAUGACUCUAACCUCAGACCUGAGUACAAUGUUUACAAAGCUGUGUAUGCUUUGGCUUAUGCUCUCGAUGAGAUGCUGCAGUGUGAGCCAGGAAAAGGACCAUUUGUUGAACAGACCUGUGCUACUCUGCAAAGUCUGGAACCAUGGCAGCUUUUGCACUAUUUACAGAAAGUCAGUUUCACCACACCAUUUGGUGAUCAAGUGUCAUUUGAUGAAAAUGGUGAUGCCCUGCCUAUAUAUGAUGUUAUGAACUGGGUCUGGCUCCCUGAUGGAGGAACCAAAAUUCAGAAUGUGGGUGAAGUAAAGAAGUCUGCCUUCAGAGGGGAAGAACUCAUUCUCUAUGAAGACAAAAUUUUCUGGAACUUUGAGUCAAAACAGCCACCUCAGUCAGUAUGCAGUGAAAACUGUCCUCCAGGUACACGAAUGGGAAGAAAAAAGGGGCAUCCAGUUUGCUGCUUUGACUGUAUUCCCUGCUCUGACGGAAAGAUCAGCAAUUCAUCUAAUGCCAGGGAGUGCAUCAGUUGUCCAGAGGAUUUCUGGUCCAGCCUCCAGCGUGAUCACUGUCUUCCUAAAGAAACAGAGUUCCUCUCCUACCAUGAACCUCUAGGGAUUUGUUUAACAACCACCUCACUGCUGGGCACAUUAAUCUGUACUGUCGUUCUGGGGAUCUUCAUUUAUCACCGCAGAACACCUAUAAUUCGAGCCAACAAUUCAGAACUGAGCUUCCUGCUGCUAGUGUCACUUAAACUAUGCUUCCUAUGUUCUCUGCUGUUCAUUGGACAACCCCAGUUGUGGACGUGUCAGCUGAGACACGCAGCAUUUGGGAUCAGCUUUGUGCUUUGUGUCUCAUGCAUCCUGGUGAAAACUAUGGUGGUUCUGGCUGUUUUCAAAGCCUCCAAACCAGGAGGUGGUGCAAGUAUCAAGUGGUUUGGUCCAACACAGCAAAGAGGAACCGUUUUCACUCUAACUUGCAUUCAAACAGCAGUCUGCACUGUGUGGAUUGUGUCUGCUUCACCGAUGCCACAUAAAAACACACAAUACUACAAUGACAAAAUAGUUUAUGAAUGUGAAAUUGGUUCAGCCUUUGGAUUCUCAGUUCUAUUUAGCUAUAUUGGCUUACUGUCUUUCAUCAGCUUAAUGUUAGCAUUUUUAGCACGGAAACUUCCGGAUAACUUUAAUGAGGCCAAAUUCAUCACUUUCAGCAUGCUUAUCUUCUGUGCUGUGUGGGUGGCCUUUGUUCCUGCCUAUAUCAACUCUCCAGGAAAAUAUGCAGAUGCAGUGGAGGUGUUUGCUAUCCUGGCCUCCAGCUUUGGCCUUUUGGCAGCGCUGUUUGGGCCUAAAUGUUACAUAAUUCUGCUCAAACCAGAGAGAAAUACAAGGAAAGCUAUAAUGGGUCAUGAAACCACCAAGUCUUAA